Dictyostelium discoideum AX4 is the source of this 1179-nucleotide messenger RNA. It is a transcript of the gene carA-1, whose product is annotated as G-protein-coupled receptor. NCBI's taxonomy places the organism in Eukaryota, Evosea, Eumycetozoa, Dictyosteliales, Dictyosteliaceae. The transcript is spliced from 2 exons. The record is from RefSeq and is a predicted model, not a curated record. Gene Ontology annotation, cellular component: membrane. Gene Ontology annotation, molecular function: cAMP binding; G protein-coupled receptor activity; transmembrane signaling receptor activity. The coding region runs from base 1 to 1179 and encodes 392 amino acids. Gene Ontology annotation, biological process: G protein-coupled purinergic nucleotide receptor signaling pathway; signal transduction; G protein-coupled receptor signaling pathway.
AUGGGUCUUUUAGAUGGAAAUCCAGCCAAUGAAACAUCAUUGGUUUUAUUAUUAUUUGCCGAUUUUUCUUCAAUGUUGGGUUGUAUGGCAGUGUUGAUUGGUUUUUGGAGAUUAAAACUUUUGCGUAAUCAUGUUACAAAAGUAAUUGCAUGUUUUUGUGCUACCUCCUUUUGUAAAGAUUUUCCUUCAACAAUUUUAACUUUAACAAAUACAGCUGUCAAUGGUGGUUUCCCUUGUUAUUUAUAUGCAAUUGUAAUUACAUAUGGUAGUUUUGCAUGUUGGUUGUGGACUUUAUGUCUUGCAAUUAGUAUUUAUAUGUUAAUUGUAAAAAGAGAACCAGAACCAGAAAGAUUUGAAAAAUAUUAUUAUUUAUUAUGUUGGGGUUUACCAUUAAUUUCAACAAUUGUUAUGUUGGCAAAAAAUACAGUACAAUUUGUUGGUAAUUGGUGUUGGAUUGGUGUAAGUUUCACUGGAUAUAGAUUUGGGUUAUUCUAUGGUCCAUUCUUAUUUAUUUGGGCAAUUUCAGCAGUAUUGGUUGGUUUAACAUCACGUUAUACCUAUGUUGUUAUUCAUAAUGGUGUUAGUGAUAAUAAAGAGAAACAUUUAACAUACCAAUUCAAAUUGAUCAACUAUAUCAUAGUUUUCCUUGUUUGUUGGGUAUUUGCAGUUGUUAAUCGUAUUGUAAAUGGUUUAAAUAUGUUUCCACCAGCACUCAAUAUUCUCCACACCUAUUUGAGUGUAUCCCAUGGUUUUUGGGCAUCUGUCACAUUUAUCUAUAAUAAUCCAUUAAUGUGGCGUUAUUUUGGUGCAAAGAUUUUAACAGUUUUCACAUUCUUUGGUUACUUUACUGAUGUACAAAAGAAAUUGGAAAAGAAUAAAAACAAUAACAAUCCAUCACCAUAUAGUUCAAGUCGUGGUACUUCUGGUAAAACUAUGGGUGGUCAUCCAACUGGUGAUGAUGUGCAAUGUAGUUCCGAUAUGGAGCAAUGUUCUUUGGAAAGACAUCCAAAUAUGGUAAAUAAUCAACAAAAUCUAAAUAAUAAUUAUGGUUUACAACAAAAUUAUAAUGAUGAAGGUUCAUCUUCAUCUUCUUUAUCAUCAUCUGAUGAAGAAAAACAGACUGUUGAAAUGCAAAAUAUUCAAAUUUCCACUUCAACAAAUGGUCAAGGAAAUAAUUGA